Molecule: messenger RNA, 1875 nt
Organism: Coccinella septempunctata (seven-spotted ladybird)
Lineage: Eukaryota; Metazoa; Arthropoda; Insecta; Coleoptera; Coccinellidae
Gene: Ir60a
Exons: 1
Coding region: 88-1875 (595 amino acids)
Cellular component (GO): membrane
Molecular function (GO): ligand-gated monoatomic ion channel activity
Source: RefSeq, a predicted model, not a curated record
AAUUGUGUACAAAAAUCAACAUCAUUCUGCUACCACCUAUAUUCGAAGUUAUUUACCUCCCACCCACUAAUACGUCUCCCAUAAAUUAUGGUCAAUUUUUCACAUAUUCCCUCAAAUUUCCCUGAAAUCGAGAUACAGGUUUUCGACCCAGAUGCGUGUUAUUUACCAACAAUGUCUUUGCCAGUCCAACCAGAAGCUUCGCUUCUGCUCAUGAAUUGCAUCAAUCAUGUCGUGGCACCAUUUCUGACCAACAACACUUUAAUUAUCGUGAUCGAUCUGGAUGCGAAAUUUUCUAUACAGGAACCGGUAAUCCUCUACAAUAUGGAACGGGAGGCAAAGCAUUUUUUUUUAGUGAAAGCGGAUAUUUAUGUAUUAGAUGUUAGACGCAGAUCGUUGAACAGUACGUUGAUGGUUUUGGAAAAACAUACGUAUUUCAAUCCGAGAGCCACUUUCGUGAUUAUUGCAGAGAAGUUCGUGGAUGAUUAUUUGGAUGUCUUGAAGAUGUUUUUUCUCAAAAGAACCAUAAUUUUCGAGCUAGUUUCACCAGGUCGGAUUCGUGUGUAUUCUUAUGGACUGUUUAAAAGAAGGCAAGGGGAAUUGAAGAUCAAUAUUAGAAUGAGUCGGGGUGAAUGUGGAGAGGAUGCUAUUGAAAAUUUUAGAUUCCGGUCGAUUCACGAUGGGAAAGAAAGAUUGCCAGUCAUAAAAGUUGGAGCAGGGGUUAACGUACCUUCUAUAAUCCUGACGGAAGGUUCGUCCAUCUCCGGAGUGGAUAUGGAGAUCCUGAAUAUAAUUUCCGAGAAUUUGGAUUUCGAGACCGAAGUUAAAAUAGUGGAGGCGUUCGCUGGGACCAAAAACGCGAAGGAUUUCACAUUCAACGGCUCCUUGGGUUAUCUGGACAGGAGAGAAGUGGACCUGGUGAUCGGAGGCGUGUUGCCUACCAGCGAAGGCUCGAUGAGCUUCGAUUUCACACAAGCAACCUCUGCCAACAGGUACGCCUGGAUAGUACCAUCCGCCAAAGUGCGUCCCUUCUGGAAAAGGUUGAUGUUCACUUUCAGCCUCCAAGUUUGGUCAACGUUUGGCGGAAUUUUCAUUCUCGUGCUUGCCAUCCUAUCCUCGGCCAAUAGGUGCAUCAAGAAGGGGCGAUGUUCAUGGGACCAGGAGCUGUUGAAGCUGUACUCCAUGUGUCUCACUUCGGUGUCAGUGAGGAGUUCCGAGAUCCGAUCCAAGAAGGUAUUGUACACGUCUUGGUACAUAUUCCUGUUGAUCUUCGUGAAUUACUUCACGGCCAAGCUGCUCUCCAAUUUGAUGGUGACCAAGUUCGAGCACCAGAUAGAGACGUUGGAGGAAUUGAUGAAUGGCGACUGGAAGAUUUGCAUAUUUUCCGAUUUGACCAAGGAUAUAGGCGACUAUGAGUACAGGGCAAUGAUGUCUUGCACCAACUGCGCCACGUGCACCAACAGAACGGCCUAUGAGGGCGAUGUCGUUUCCAUAAGGAGCGAAAAGUUGACCUUGUACGAAAUGGGUAGGUUCUACACCAGCGAAGAUCGUGUACCGUUGGUGUUCAUCUUGAAUCAGUACUAUCUGGUCACUUACGAUGUUAUGGUGUUCCGUAAGAACCACCCGCUGUAUGGCAGGUUCAACACGGUGCUGGGGUAUUUGAUAGAAUCCGGCGUUUACGACCGUAUCAAGAAAAAGUAUUCCUCGCCAGAGGUUGAUCGUGGUAAGCGUAGCCGUCCUUGGACAAGGCUAAAGAGGGAAACGCUUUCCUUCACCUUUGAGUUUCUCGGCUAUGGUUGGGCUUUGAGCUUCCUCAUUUUCGUAGCCGAAUUUGCUGUUGGAAAGGUUUUCGAUAGAAAUCUCUUGUUUAAAGGUUGA